UAUGGCAUGGGGUAAAGAGGUUAGGAAUCUAGUAUUUAAGAAAUAUGAAGAAUUGCGAAAAAUUAGGGCAACUGCAAGGGCUUUGGGAAUGGCACCAUCUACCAUUAAUGACAUUUUGAGAUAUCAGCCACCGCAACAAGAGAAUAGGGUGAUUUUCAUGGACAAGGCCAGAUUCUCUCUGAGUGGGCCUGAUGAUUUCAGGACAUGGACAAAAGAUGUUGAAAAAAAUUUUAGAGUAACAAAAAAUAUGGGAAGAGGUGGAGUGAUGGUUUGGGGAUUAAUAACCUCAGAUGGGGUAUUUGAGGUUUGGAGGAUAAGUCAAAAAUUGACUGCCCAAAAUUAUAGCUGUUUUGUUGUGGAAGAUGUUCUUCCUGUCAUUGAAGAGAUAUCACUCAAAAUGGGCAGGAAUUACAUCUUCCAACAAGACAAUGCAGGCUGCCACACAGCAAGAGCAACUAGGAGGGCCUUUAGAAUGAAUGGUAUCAAUCCAAUUGAUUGGCCAGCAAAGAGCCCUGACCUGAGCCCUAUAGAAAAUAUGUGGCACCUGACAAAAAAUUUAGUUUAUGAUGGGGCACAAUUUCAAUCUGGGGAUGAACUGUGGGAGAAAAUAAAAAAAUGUUCAUACCAGGUUAUAAGUCAAAAUCCUGACUUGCUACCAAAUUUAUAUGCAGGGAUGGGAGGGAUAUCUAUUGGCAAUCCUGUAAAAGAGGAGAAAGUUUGCAAAAGUGAAACUUGUCACAUGGUUUCAAAUAUAUUUUUAAGCAGUUUUGGUGAGAAUACAAACAAUAUUUGUUGCAAAAUCUUUGAAAAGUCACUCAUUUGGCAAAAAGAGGGAAUAUUGUAUGGUUUAACAACUGCAAGUAAACCAUUGUAUCAGCAUGUUUUGGCAAAACAAGAAAAUGCAACUUUUGAUAAUCGGGGAUUAGAGAAUUGCAGAAUUUAUUACCAGUCCUGUUUAGACCAUUCUCAAACAAUUGAAAAGUUAGGAGCAGAGCCUCUACUUGGUCUAAUUAGAAGCUUAGGUGGUUGGGGUGCUGAUAACAAGUCUUCUGUUUCAAAAGAAAAUUUUCAGGACACAAUAGAAAAGCUGACAGUACACAAUAUUUCACCUCUAUUUUCCUUGAGAGCUACUAAGGAUAAGAAGAAUUCAUCAAGGAUUUUGUACCAUUUAGAGGAAGGAGAUUUGGAAUUAAAAAGAGAUCAGUUAAUAAAUGGAACACAGCCAUUGAAUAUAAGUAGCAACAAAGCACUAACAUCUUUUAAAAAAUACAUAAUGAACAUAAAUGAACUAUUAGGAGGAGAGAAGAGUUCUUCUCAAAAACUGGCUAUUGAUAUUAUAACAUUCCAUCAAAAAAUAGCAAGUUUUAGCAGUAAUAAAAAAGAGAAGAAAAAUGACAUUAAGAUGUUCACAUUUAAAGAAUUACAAGAAGAAUUCCCAUUUAUGGAUUGGCUUCAGUUUGCUAAUAAUCAAUAUAAAUUUCAUAAUAUUAGUAAAGUUAUUAGUGAGGAUGUGUCUGUUGCUAUUCCAUCCAAUAGUCAAUAUUUUUAUAAAUUAAAUACAUUUCUUAAUCAAACUCAACAAACUAAAGAAGGAAAUAGAACUUUACACAAUUUUUUGAUAUGGCAAGUCAUUCAAGAUUCUAUUUCUUCCCUUUCAAAACCAUUUAGACAAGCAAAAGAAGAAUUUGAUGGUAAAAUUUCUGGGAAGAGAAGCAACAAUGAAAGAUGGCUUAACUGUUUAAUUGAUAUCAAAAAAGACAUUGGAUCUGAACUUGUUGAAACAUUUGUGGAAGCAGCUUUCUUUAGAGAAAGUGAAAGGGAAAUUAACAUUGCAGCAGACGAAAUAAUAUCUAGUUUUGAGCAUAGAAUACAAAAAGUGGAUUGGCUAUCUUCAAAAAUAAAGAACAAAAUCCAUGAAAACAUAUUAAUCAUUACUGAUAAGAUAAAACAUCCAUAUUUUGUACAAAAGGAACAUAUCACUUAUCAAAUAUAUGAAAAUUGGAACCCUAAGAUAUCUGAAUACUUUCAAAAUAGAUGGAAUUUAAAAGGUACUAUAUAUGAAGUUUCUAAAAAUGAAAUACAUAUUCCAGAAGGUGUAUUACAAGAACCAUUUUACUACCCUAAAAACUUUCCAAAAUCAGUCAGUUAUGGCGCAAUAGGUCAUGUUCUUGGACAUGAAUUAUCUCAUGGUUUUAGUGAUAGUGCUGAGGUGAAGAAUUUUGACAAGAAUGGAGAAUUAAAAAAAGAAAUUGAUAAUAAUAUACAAGAUUUAGCCAAUAACCUAACAGUCGAAGAAUUUAACUUACCUGGCCUUGAAGAUAAAACACCUAAGGAGCUGUUCACCAUGUCCUAUAGAUAUUCCUCGUGCUUAGCAAACAAGCCAACAUUUUGCUCAUAA
This is a messenger RNA of Dimorphilus gyrociliatus, 2398 nucleotides long. Lineage: Eukaryota; Metazoa; Annelida; Polychaeta; Dinophilidae. The record is from the annotation of a GenBank genome assembly.